Messenger RNA from Formica exsecta, 801 nucleotides. RefSeq lists its product as uncharacterized. The coding region runs from base 21 to 617 and encodes 198 amino acids. The transcript is spliced from 3 exons. The record is from RefSeq and is a predicted model, not a curated record. Lineage: Eukaryota; Metazoa; Arthropoda; Insecta; Hymenoptera; Formicidae.
AAAAAUUGUAUAAGAGAAAUAUGGCGAAAAUUUAUGGCAAUGUAUGUGACACUCGUUGUCAAUUAUUUCAUAAUGAGAUGAUAAGAAAGGAAAAUGCGAUACGAAUGAAAUGGUUUUUAAAGAAUCAACAACGAUUGAUUAGUCAUUUGAAAGAGCCGAAAUUCACAAAACGAGCCAGAGAAAUAAUUGCGGGAUCUAAAAAACGAGUGAAAACUCGCGUUGAUAAACCCAUUAUACGCAAGCCCUUAUCCCUUUGGAGGCCACCUCAAUCUGAUGAUUCUAUCGAUAUAGAUAUCAUGAAACCGAUAGAUCCUGAUAUAAGAAACAUGCUUUAUGAGAAAGGAAUGCCAACUUUUAUCACUACUGAUAAUUAUUUAACUGAAAGAUAUAAAGAACCCCCAGAGAAACGUUUCUAUUUCCCCGAUUGUGCGAAUUGGAUAUACGGAUGGCGCCUUGACGAUUACUCUUCUAUUCCACUUAGUGAAAUAGGCCUGAGAUCUGUUAUGUUGACACAAUUCUAUCAGCGCAAAACAUUUAAUCUGCAGCGAGAUCCAGGAUGGCAUCGCGGUUGUCAGAUAAAGAAUGCAAGAAAUUUCAAUGAAUUGUUGAUAUAUUAAUUAUUAACUUAUUAAUUUAAAAUUUUUGUACAAAGAGAAUUAUAUGAAUGUCUCUAUACCAUAUAUUACUAGAAUAUAAUCAAAGAGAAAUCAAUAUUUUGAUACUACAUUUUUUGUAUUCUUCCAUGUUAUAUGUUUUGAUGUAAUUACAAUAUGUAUACAAAAAAAUAUACUCUUGCUUCUA